Messenger RNA from Cornus florida, 1668 nucleotides. Its product is annotated as LRR receptor-like serine/threonine-protein kinase EFR. Gene Ontology annotation, biological process: protein phosphorylation. Gene Ontology annotation, molecular function: ATP binding; protein binding; protein kinase activity. The record is from RefSeq and is a predicted model, not a curated record. The transcript has 3 exons. NCBI's taxonomy places the organism in Eukaryota, Viridiplantae, Streptophyta, Magnoliopsida, Cornales, Cornaceae. Bases 1 to 1668 code for a protein of 555 amino acids.
AUGAAAGAGUUGCAAAAGCUUCAAGUUUUAGAUCUUGGAUUUAACAGGAUACAAGGCCCCAUUCCAAAUGAUCUUUGCCACGUACACAACUUGUUUUUAUUAGCUCUGAAUGAAAAUGAAUUUUUUGGUCCAAUUCUAACUUGUUUAGGGAAUAUUACAUCUCUAAGAAAACUCUUUCUGGAUUCCAACAAAUUAACCUCCACAGUGCCCAUAAAUUUGUUCAGGCUCAAAGAUAUUUUGUAUUUGGACUUGUCCUCAAAUUCUUUAAGUGGCUAUCUUCCCUCAGAGAUUGGAGCUCUAAAGGUUGCAAUAAAAAUAGAUCUAUCAGUAAAUAACUUUUCAGGUGAUAUCCCUAGCACAAUUGGAGGUGUGGAAAGCUUAAUCUAUUUUUCUUUGGCACACAAUAAACUACAAGGACCUAUUCCUCAGUCAUUUGGAGACUUGAUAAGCUUGCAAUACUUGAAUCUAUCUUACAACAAUCUCGUAGAAACAAUUCCAAAUUCAAUGGUGUCACUCUUGCAUCUUCAAUAUUUUAAUGUAUCUUUCAAUAGGCUAAGCGGAGAAAUCCCCACCGGAGGACCAUUUGCAAAUUUCACAAAUCAAUCAUUCAUGUCAAAUGAAGCACUAUGUGGUGCCCCGCAAUUUCAAGUCCCACCCUGUCGUUCAAUCUCUCUUCACAGUUCAAGGGAAAAAAGAGUGUUGCUAGUUGUUUACAUUUUGUUGCCAAUUGUUCUAAUUGCCUUGACCUUCGCAUUUGUAUCAAUAAGAUGCCAAAAGAGAAAAAGAAAGUCAAUUGAAACGGAGUUGUCACCCACUUUAGGACAUGGUAGAAUUUCAUACCGAGAACUUCUACGUGCUACUAAUGGUUUUAGUGACAGCAAUUUGUUUGGAACAGGAAGUUCUGGUUCUGUUUACAAAGGGAUAAUUACAGAUGGGACCAUUUUGGCAAUCAAGGUAUUCAAUUUGCAACUAGAAGCUACAUCCAAGAGUUUCGACACGGAAUAUGAAAUGUUGCGCAACAUUCGUCACAGAAAUCUCACCAAAGUUAUCAGCAGUUGCUCCAACCUACAUUUCAAAGCCUUGAGAUUAGAUAUAAUGAUAGAUGUGGCGUGUGCACUGGGUUAUCUCCACCAUGGUUAUUCAGUACCAUUGGUUCACUGUGAUUUGAAGCCUAGUAAUAUCCUACUAGAUGAAGAUAUGGUCACACAUGUCAGUGACUUCGGAAUUUCAAAGUUCUUGGAUGAGGGGGAAAGUAUUGCACACACCAAGACUCUCGCUACUUUGGGAUGUAUAGCACCAGACAUAGAGUAUGGAUUGGAAGGACUAGUAUCCACAAGGUCCGAUGUUUACAGUUACGGUAUUAUGUUAAUGGAGACGUUUACAAGGAUUAAGCCCACUGAUGAUAUGUUUGCUGGAGAUUUAAGCUUGAAGCUAUGGGUAAGCGAGUCACUACCUAAUGCGAUAAUUCAGGUUAUAGAUCCCAACUUGCUCAUGCCAGAAGAAGGACAAAUCAGUGCAAAGGUGUUGUGUGUAUCAUCCAUCAUGCAAUUGGCUCUGAAUUGCUGUGCAGAACAACCACGGGAGAGGAUCAAUAUGGAAGAAGCCCUGGUAACACUAAAGAGGAUCAAACAAAAGUUUCUUGCAGACGGGGAAAGGCGAGAAACAUGA